Molecule: messenger RNA, 618 nt
Organism: Mesorhabditis belari
Lineage: Eukaryota; Metazoa; Nematoda; Chromadorea; Rhabditida; Rhabditidae
Source: the annotation of a GenBank genome assembly
AUGGAUUCGGCUAGCAAAACAGCAAGCACCAUUACUGAAAAGCCGGCCACCGCCGUGACGAGCUUCCCGGAGACGGGAAUCCUGAAGAGUCCUGGAAGUCAGUUGAUUUUGGAGACGACAGAUGGUGUGCAGCAUUUUAUCGAUCGCAGUGAUGCCUUGCUUCUCGGCACCGUCACUCGCAUGUUGCAAGAUCUGAACCUUGAAACUUCGACGAUGCCCGUGUUGCGGAUGCCGGUUUGCUUCAAGACUGAAACUCUCAUCAAUUUGCUUCAAUUGAGCCGAGAGCUGGCCAAGCUAGAGCCAAAGGAGAAAAAGGCUUCAACAAACGGCAAACAGACGAAUGGAAAAUUUGUGAAAAUGGAAGAAUGGAAGAAGAAACUGAAGGCGAUUCCCAAACCGCUUCUCUUUGACAUGGCUGAAGCUUCAAAUUUCCUUGAUGCGAAGGGUGUUUAUGAAGCUCUGGUUCAGCAAAUCGCUGACAAUAUCAAGAGUAUGAGUAUCGAGGAGAUGCGUGUUUACUUCGAUGUGAAAUCCGACCUAACUCCGAGCCAACUCAAGAAAAUCCAAAAGGAAUUUGAUUUUUUUCGCGUUUGUGCUUCUUUAUUUGAUUUUCCUUUG